CCUACAGGGCUUAUAUAUUGGAUCCGGCCCAGGCUGUAUGUCCUUUUAAUCGUGGCAACGUUUUAACCCCGUGACACGUUUUCUGUUUAUAUAUGCGGUGGAUCAUAUAUAACUCUGUCAACCAAUGAGAUAUCAGCUAGCAGCGCUGGAACCAAUCCUAUUGGCGCCUGACUGGAAGCCCCGCCCUCCUUUAAAUCACCUAAUUAAUAUUCAGCCUGCUCCGCCAAUCAGCACAAGGGGUGGGCGGGACAUGUUUUCCGGGAGAGGCACAGUUUGUUCCCAACACCAAAACCUCCCGGUCGACCUAAUUUCGUCGAAGUGGGACAGCAGAGAGCGGUGUUUACGGUGCUCUGGCGCUUAAGGUUAUAUUUUAAUUUCGACUCUGUGUAUUUAAGAACAUUGAAGAACGCCUGUAGCGGCGGUUAAACCGAGCGAGCUUCAGUUUAAAACCGGAACGGUACCAACAAGGAGGAAAAUGUCAGAAGUAGAGCCCAUUAUCAUCACCGUGGGGACGGCCGCCGGGGCCCCCGCUUCAUUCCCGGUGGUUUUGAAGAAGAUAAUGGCAAUGCCGCCGCCGAAUAUACUGGAAGGAGACGACGACACCGAAAAGGAGAAGCUGGGUUUGGGUGAUGACGUUGACCUGGGCGUAGGAGUGAGCGAUAUGGGCCCUUCAGCCGCCCUGACCCCGGCUAUCUGGGACAAAACCAUUCCUUAUGAUGGGGAAAACUUCCACCUGGAGUACAUGGACCUGGAGGAGUUUCUCAUGGAGAAUGGGAUCCCCGACCUGCCUGUUGGGGACAACGUUAAGGACAGCCUAGUAGCAAAGACGGAGAUAAAGGCGACGUCCUCUGCACAGAAGGUUGUCAAGACAGCAAGGAUGUCCCCACUGACCCUGCUACCCAUCCAGGACCUGGACAAGUGUGUGGAGGAAGUGGUGAUCAUCACCAAAGGAGACUCCGAUAUUUGUGAUGUUACUACAGAGGUGACCACUGAAACAGACAGAGAGACCCCGGAGCCCGAGGACCCAGAGGAGCUGGACAUCGAUGUGAACUACGAGCCGGACCCCACUGACCUGGUCCUGUCUAGCGUGCCUGGAGGCGAGCUGUUUGACCCUCGCAAACACAAGUUCACUGACGACGAGCUGAAGCCACAGCCCAUGAUCAAGAAGGCCAAGAAGGUGUACGUGCCCGAGGAACAGAAGGACGACAAAUACUGGCAGAGAAGGAAGAAGAACAACGUGGCGGCCAAACGAUCACGCGACGCCCGCCGGUUAAAGGAGAACCAGAUCACCGUCCGAGCCGCUUUCCUGGAGCGGGAGAACGCGGCGCUGCGCUCGGAGGUCGGGGAGCUCCGGAAGGAGUGCGGCCGCUACAAGAACAAAUCAGAACGCUACGAAGCCAAAUUCGGCCCGCUGUAAGGAAGCACCGACAGCAAACGCAUGCGUAAAUGGACAUCCGUACGGCCGGCAGCACAGUAUGAGUCACUUUGUUUUCACAUGUCAGGUUAAAAAAAACAUAUUUUGGGCGCUGUAAUAAAGCAGUCCUGGUUAAAAAAUAAACCCACUGUACAGCUGAGAAGCUGCUGUUUGACUGGUGUGUAAUGAAGAAGGAAGAAUCAAACCUUCACCAAAGCUGGAUCACACUAUCCCUGGUUAUCAUGAGGAGGAAUUACUAUUAGAAAAGGAGUAUAAUAAACCUAAACUGGUGUUUUUUUCAUAAGUUCUGCCUCUAUAAAUCUAUGAGGCACAAAAACACAACCAUGUGAUCUUGUGAAUGAUGUUUCCUCCUCGUUUUGUCAUCCUUGUUCUCUUUCAAGUGCAGCGCUUCACAACCAAUAGACAAAAAUAGAUUUUUUUUUUGUCUUGAAUGAGUUAAAUAAAUCAAACCAAGGGGGGUUUUGGCACUAGAACAUUCAGAUAAAAAAGGGGAGGCAUGACUGGUGUUGCCAUGGAGAUGCAAUAGCAUGUAAAGAGCCAACAUGUUUUUGUUUUUUUUUAGUUUUAUUUUUAAGAAUUAAUUUACCAUCGAUGCGAGAGUGGUGAGUGAGAACAUAUUCAAGUGCUUCUUCAGUACAGGUCUUUUAUGAAAUGUACUUUUAUCACGUUUUGUAUGCCUUUGGCCGAAAGAGAUAAUUUGUUUGUUUUUUUGUUUUUGGGAGAAAAUGUGGGAUUUGUUUUCCUUUUUUCUUUCUUUUUUUUUACAUAAUUGAUACCUGUGUAGCAAUUGCAAUAGUUUAGACUAGAUUAUUAGUCACUAUUAUGGUAUUGUAGAAAUAAACUGAUUUGCAGGUUACUGCCGUUUUUUUUCUGCGACUCCCUUUUUAUUUUCAAAUUUAUAUUAUAUAAUGUUACAGGUUCAAUGUGAAAAGAUGGGCUUUUUCCUUUUUUUGCCCACAUAUACUCCUAACUGUGACAUUUCCAAUAAUUUAAGCUUCUUCAGGGGAUGGAAGAGUGACGUGUGCAGCCACGUUCACUUCUCUUCAUGUAUUCUUACCAGCGCUGCAGAGACACACACACAAACUCUGCACUCUGUUUCUUCUGUCUUACUUGUGCUGUUUUUGUCGCCUGCUUGGCUCUCUGCAGGUCGUUUAGCGUGGACUAUUGACGUCAGUAACCUUUCAGAGGUGACGUGUGUAGAAUCCACUAAUGCAUGUACUGUAAAUAGUCUUAGAAGAUACUUUCACCCCCUCAAUCCAUCAUGUAACUGUGUAGUCUGCAAAAGUGUGAUGCGUUCACUUGAGAGAGGAAAAAAAGGUUUCUGAGACGUUUUCAUGGGAACAAAAUCCUGUUUUUAUUAUCUCGGGCAAAAAAAACCUUUUCUCCAUGAAAACUUUUCUUGGAAUACAUUGAUAAUUAUCCCAUUAAUUAAAACAGGGCAAAUAUUUUCCUCAAAUUAACCCAUUAUGCUUCUGCAGUAUUCAGCCUAAUGGAGCAUCACAAACUCAGAUACAGUACAAGAUGAGUUUUUGAACAACUAAAGUUAAGGAUAUGGCCGAGGGGCUAAGAAUGUUAAGGCUGUCAGAUGAUAAAUUAUAUUAAUUAGUUAUUAUUUAUGUUUAUAUAUUUAGUUUGAGGAAAAAAAAGUUUGAGACGUUUUCAUGGGAAGAAAAUCAUUUUUUUUUUUUUUAUUAUCCCGUAAAAACAGGUAAAAAACAACUUUUCUCCAUGAAAACUUUUCUCAGAAUACAUUGAUAAUUAUCCCAUUAAUUUAAAAAAACGGGGAAAAUAUUCUCCUCAAAUUAACCCAUUAUGCUUCUGCAGUAUUCAGCCUAAUGGAGCUACAGUACAAGAUGAGUUUUUGAACAACUAAAGUUAAGGAUAUGGCCGAAGGGCCUAAGAAUGUUAAGUUAAGGCUCUCAGAUGAUAAAAUACAUGAAUUAGUGCCUUAUUGAUGGAUGAAAAGCAAUUAAUUUACUUAAAUUUAUCCCAAACUAGUUGUUCAAAAACCUUUUGUCUGGAGGUGAAUGUUCAUUUAUAUUGUCAACAGUUGGUGGAAACAUUUAUCAGCAUUUAUCUUCCAACUUUUAAUUUGUGUUUGAACUUUUUAUCUGCUCUGUGAGGUUUGUAAGCUGGCAUCUAUUGCCAACUUAUUUAUUUUUUUGACUAACCAGGAAGCCUCAGUAGAUAAUAAACUCUAUUGGGGCGUCUCUUUUAUCAAAAUUGAACCCCAAAAAAAACUCUUAAGCCAUUUCAAUGCAGUGCAGUUUACAGGGGGCAUAUUGUGUAUAAUAAUAACAUCCAAUAUUUAAAUUGUGGCUCAAACAGGAUAUUUAACUGUCCAAUUUUGGCAAAAAGGGAAAGCUGUUUUGUUGCUGUGCUUCCAAUUCUAGCUAGAGUGACUUUAUCAAAAUAAAUUCAAUUUCAUGGUCUUUUUUUAGGAAGGGGUUCCCAUGUGUAAAUGUCAUUCAAGGAGAAAUAACAUUUGAACUAAUAUAGAUCCUUUUAAACAGUAAAUUCAGCUUAAUCUGACCGUACUUCCUGCAUCAAUAUUGCCGGUUUUCUUUCUUUUAUUCUGCACAAUAAGUGUCAUUCUCACAUUUCAAUUUUUAGUAUAAUUCUGACAUUGGUUAUGAGCUUCCUGACUGAUUUUGGUAUAAUUUUUAACGCUUUCUGAUGUAAUAGUUAAUUUUAGAUUGCGUCCUAUGUGGAACAGGUCACUUUGUCAACUUAGAGGUUGUUUUUAACCUUCCUGGUUCCGUCUUUGUAUUUCUUUGUAAAAAAAAUUUUGCAUUUUGAGUGUGGCUACCGUUUGUCUUGUAUAUACAGUAUGUACAAAUAAAGCCUUGUUGAGAAAGUC
Messenger RNA from Centropristis striata (black sea bass), 4295 nucleotides. It is a transcript of the gene tefa, whose product is annotated as TEF transcription factor, PAR bZIP family member a. NCBI's taxonomy places the organism in Eukaryota, Metazoa, Chordata, Actinopteri, Perciformes, Serranidae. Gene Ontology annotation, cellular component: nucleus. The transcript is spliced from 4 exons. Gene Ontology annotation, biological process: regulation of transcription by RNA polymerase II. The record is from RefSeq and is a predicted model, not a curated record. Gene Ontology annotation, molecular function: DNA-binding transcription factor activity, RNA polymerase II-specific; RNA polymerase II cis-regulatory region sequence-specific DNA binding. The coding region runs from base 476 to 1417 and encodes 313 amino acids.